This is a messenger RNA of Tripterygium wilfordii, 1684 nucleotides long. RefSeq names its product ethylene-responsive transcription factor ABR1-like. The transcript has 2 exons. The record is from RefSeq and is a predicted model, not a curated record. Bases 147 to 1292 code for a protein of 381 amino acids. Gene Ontology annotation, biological process: ethylene-activated signaling pathway; regulation of DNA-templated transcription. Lineage: Eukaryota; Viridiplantae; Streptophyta; Magnoliopsida; Celastrales; Celastraceae. Gene Ontology annotation, molecular function: DNA binding; DNA-binding transcription factor activity.
UGAAUUCCCUAGCUAUCCCAUUAUCGUCACAUAUAAAACCCUCCCUUCAUUUCCACAAAAAAAGAAGAAAAGUUUGCAGAAAUAUAUAUACGAACAAAAAAAAACAGUUCAAAUUUCUCUAUUAACACUAGUGUGUGAUUGUUUAUAUGUGUGUACUCAAGGUGGCGGACAACAAAGACUCUGGCGGUUUCUAUGGUGGCGGCGGCGGCGAUGAACAUAAGCAACAACAUGAAUGGCCAAUACCACCACCUCUGUAUUCAGAGCAAACAAGCGGAGGAGAGAUGUCCUCACUCAGCUCUGCCGUCACAUAUGGUGGUCCUUGGGGUCUUGGGAACGUUCAUGUGAGGCCGAGUUUUGGCUCAUCUUCUUCUACUUAUUCAGGCUCUUCGAGUUCCGGGUCAAUUUGGAUUGGACAAAAGAGAGGGCGUGAAGAAGCAGAAGAUGUUGCAACAACUCAUCAUCAGCAUCAUGAUCAGUUGAUCGGGUCGGUGGUGCCGCCAGGGGUUUAUGCAGGGUUUAGGGAUUUUCAAUCUUCUUCUUCUACAGUCUCAUCAUCAUUAUCUGAAGAAACAAGUUCGACAAUUGUCCAUCCACCUCCUCCGGCCGCGAGUACACCACCAACACCGUCACCAUCAAGCGAAGAAUCCGGAGAGCGGAGGAGGAGGUACAGAGGAGUUCGACAGAGGCCGUGGGGGAAAUGGGCAGCUGAAAUCCGCGAUCCCCACAAAGCAGCGAGAGUAUGGUUAGGAACAUUCGACACAGCAGAGGCAGCAGCCAGAGCAUACGACGAGGCCGCCUUAAGAUUCAGGGGAAACAGAGCAAAACUCAAUUUCCCCGAAAACGUCCGGCUAAUGCCACAACAACAGCAAACAAUCUCGACCACUCAAUCAACACAAUUUACCCAACAACAACUUACAUCGCCGAAUGUGACAUUACCUCCAUUUUUUCAGUCGCAACCGUUUCAGGUCGCGCCCGAUGCGAUGAGAGACUAUUGGGACUACUCGCAAUUGCUACAGAGUUCGGCAGGUUUUCCUUUGCACCAGCCGUCAACUUUGCUUGAACAAAUGUAUUACAAUUCCCAGUUGGCGUCCAUGCAAUCCGCGAUGCCGCCUUCGUCUUCUGGUUCCUCCUCCUCUGCUUCAUUUCCUCUGCUUUUCUCCACUCAACAGCAGCAGCCGUCGAGUUUUCUCCGGCCGCCGCCACCGCAACAACAUCAGCAGCAGCAGCAGAGUGAGGUUUUCCCGGUGCCUCCGUGGUCACAUUCUGGUCAUGAUCCUUCCUCUACUAGUUAAUUUUAUUUUAUACAAAAUUUUGAAAUAUAAUUUUUUUAAAAAAUUUCAUCUGUUACUAUCAUAGCUUAGAUCAUAUUUUAUAUCUUCUGAUUUGAUAUCUAUCUGAAUGUAUUUUUUUUUUACACCCUUGAGUUCAUUGUUUUUGUUUGAAAAGAAAAGAACAAGAUCAUAUUAUUAUUAUUAAGUUAAAGUGGCUAAAGAAGAUAGAGACAAUCAGCUUUGGACCCAAAGAAGUAGAUUGCGUUUGUCCGAUUCGGCUUACACUCGUAGAUUCAUUAAAAUAAUCGAGCUUUCUUUCUUUCUCUAUUAAUAUUUUCUUGUUGAUAAUUAUCCAUUUUGAGGGUGAUGUUCAAUGAGAAUAUACCUGCUUCAUUAGUGUUUGUUGACCUUAA